AUGCACUUCAGGAUUUUCUGGGUAUAUAUCAAAUGCUAAUGAAUUCUCUUUUUUUCCUAAAGUCAAUAAUUUAUACUUUUAUUUAUUUUUUAAAAGUGAAUAUAAAAAUAAAGGUUUAUUUAUCAAAUCACAUUAGUCGAUUUGGCAGAAAGCCUGACAAAUAUUUUGACAUAUUUUUCUUCUUCAUGCCUAAGUUUAAUGCUAUUACAUAAUUCUAGGCAGAAAAGAAGGCUUGAGCUAAACCUUCCUCUUCGGCAGGAAUCCUCAAACUAUUUAGAGAGGAAGGUACUAUACUCAAGUACCUCAAGAUGAGCCUUACCUGCUCCCUAGAGUCUGAGCCUCGGACUGUCUCUUAUCUAAGUCGCAAUUUUAUAGCUCUUUUCCUUUAAACGAAUGUAAACAGCACAUAUUACAGAUAGUAAACCAGGAGGAUUCUUCAUCAUGUGAUUCUGGCUGCUCUAUAUGCCUAAGUUCAUCUAAUUGUAUAUCCACCUGUAGCAAUCCACAAUAUCCAGAUAACUGCUCUUCGCAAUGUACAUGCCCUAAUAGUGCGGUAGCAAGCUGCUCUAAUUCAAAUCUAAGUGUCUGCACAAUUUGCGAUUCAUCAUGUUCAAGAACUUGCUCAGGUCCUGCAUCAAAUCAGUGUAUUGAUAUUGUAAGUAUAUCAUGAAGGAUGAAAUGAGCAACAGCAUAUCUAAUACUAUAACUCUCUCCUUGGCCAUAAACGAGCAAAAACAUCAGAAAAAAUCCCUAUUUUUUGGUAAAAAUUUCCUCUUAUAUCUUGCAAAAAUAAUUAUCAUAUUAUAUAAAUGAGCAAAAACAACGGAGAGGGGAAUAAGCUUUAAUUUUGAAUUAUUUAUGGCAAUUUUUACUAUGACAAAGAAUACAUACUGUGGAGGCUAUCCAUACUCUUAUGUCCAAAAAAAAUGUUUAUGAGGAGUUACUUGUCCUAGUAACUGCUAUUAUUGUGAAACAAGCUCUAUAUGUAUUACCUGUAAAUCUGGGUAUUUCGUAAGUUCAGGAAGUUGCCCACAAUGCGAUUCAAGCUGCAAAACUUGUUCAGGAAUCUCAACAAACUGUUUGAGCUGUCCUACAUCUGGAGUUACUCCAUCCUCAUCAGGAAAGUGCCAAUGUGCAUCAUCAGAGUACCAGAUUUCUUCAAGCCCAUUAACAUGCGGAACAUGCGAUUCUUCUUGUAGUACAUGCAGCGGAUCUGGCUCAAAUAAUUGCUUAACUUGUGCAAAUUCGGCGAUUACAAUUGCAUCUCCUCCUGGAAGUUGCAGUUGUGGGACGUCGCAAUAUAUGAUUACACAGAGCCCUUUAACUUGUGGAAGUUGUGAUUCUUCAUGCAGCACUUGCUCUGGAUCAGGAUCAAGCAAAUGUUUGACAUGUGCGAAUUCCGCCAUAACAAUUGCAUCACCUCCUGGAAGUUGUAGCUGCGGAGUAUCACAGUAUAUGGCUUCUCAAAGCCCCUUAACCUGUGGGAAUUGCGACAGCAGUUGUAGCACUUGUAGUGGUUCAGGAGCUAUUACUAGUUAUUUAGAUUUUAGUCGAUUUCAUUAUUCAGCAGUGUUUUUUUAACUGAAGCCCACACUUUUAAUAUCCUAAGCUGUGAGGUUAGCAGCCAUCUUGUCUUGAAAGUAUUCGAAAGGCACACCAAAAAGGGUCAGGAAUUCUUUGCAGGCUGCAUUUGACAUCACCCAAAUCCUGCUCUAGUCCCUCCUAAUGGUCACCUCCUUUAAUGUGUCUAGUAGUGAAAAUCAUAUGUCCUUUCUCCCUUAGUCUACUAAGUUAUUCUAUUUGCAAUCAAUAUUGGUAUUUCCGAUAAAUGUCGGCAAUAAUAAUAUAUACUUCUUUUCUUGGAGUGGCGCUGCAAGCGCAGGCCACUCCAUGCGGAAUUCCUGUGUUGGUUUAACCAACAUAGGAGUUGGUCGAACCAAAACUGUGCGUUGGUUCGACCAACCCAUGAAUUCCGCAUGGAGUGGCCUGCGCUUGCAGCGCCACUCCAAGGAGGUUUCUAUAUAGCGUGCAGAAGUAAGGGUUGUCGAAGACAGCCACUUCCAUAUAUACCCAUUUUAUUAUUAUUUAGCGGUUCUGGAGCAAGCAAUUGUUUAACUUGUGUAAAUUCUGCAAUAACAAUUUCAUCGCCUCCUGGGAGUUGUAGCUGUGGAACGUCGCAAUACAUGAUAUCCCAAAGUCCUUUAACAUGUGGAAAUUGCGACAGCAGUUGCAAAACUUGUAAUGGUUCAGGAACAAGCAAUUGUUUAACUUGUGCAAAUUCUGCAAUAACAAUUGCAUCGCCUCCUGGGAGUUGUAGUUGUGGAACAUCACAAUACAUGAUAUCUCAAAGUCCUUUAACAUGUGGUAAUUGUGACAGCAGUUGUAAGACUUGUAAUGGCUCAGGAACAAAUAAUUGUUGAACUUGUGCAAAUUCUGCAAUAACAAUUUCAUCGCCUCCUGGGAGUUGCAGCUGUGGAACAUCGCAAUACAUGAUUUCUCAAAGUCCUUUAACAUGUGGUAAUUGUGACAGCAGCUGUAGCACUUGUAAUGGCUCAGGUGCAAAUAAUUGCUUGACUUGCGCAAAUUCUGCAAUAACAAUUGCAUCGCCUCCUGGGAGUUGUAGUUGCGGAACAUCACAAUAUAUGAUAUCCCAAAGUCCUUUAACAUGUGGGAAUUGCGACAGCAGCUGUAGCACUUGUAGUGGCUCAGGUGCAAAUAAUUGCUUGACUUGCGCAAAUUCUGCAAUAACAAUUUCAUCGCCUCCUGGAAGUUGCAGCUGCGGAACAUCACAAUACACAAUUUCUCAAAGUCCUUUAACAUGUGGGAAUUAUAUAUAUCAAAAAUGGUGAUGACAUACCACCCAGCCUCUCGACCCUAUUCCUUCAACACCUGCAAGCAACGGCCUAGUGAUGGAGAUUUAGGCGCAAGGGGCCGUUAACCCUUAAUGCAUGUCGGGCUGGGUUUUCCUUGGGCGUCAGCGAGCUAAUCCUUGGGACUUUGAGUUUUUCCUCCAGAGCAAUCAUUGAAAAGGGCACGAACGGGCAAUGUCUGAGCAAUAUGACUCUCAGACCCUUAAAACGGUAUUUGCCUAAAUGAAAACUGGGAUCUUCGACUCAGGUGGUUGGCCAUUAGACUGCAGGUGUCAUGGAAGUCAAGACUGGUGCAGAAUCUCCUUUUUGAGCCAACAGGGAGUGCACCAGUCGAGCCUCCUCGGGAGGGAUAAACGUGUAGGGGUGGAAAUUCCGGCCGUGCAAGGCGAACGCGAAUCUUUAUCUUAGUAUGUGGUAAUUGCGAUAGCAACUGUAGCACUUGUAAUGGCUCAGGAACAAAUAAUUGUCUAACUUGUGCAAACUCUGCAAUAACUAUUGCAUCGCCUCCUGGAAGUUGCAGUUGCGGAGCAUCACAAUAUAUGAUAUCCCAAAGUCCUUUAUCAUGUGGUAAUUGCGACAGCAGCUGCAGCACUUGUAGUGGCUCAGGUGCAAAUAAUUGUUUAACCUGUGCAAAUUCUGCAAUAACUAUUGCAUCGCCUCCUGGAAGUUGCAGCUGCGGAACAUCACAAUAUAUGAUAUCCCAAAGUCCUUUAACAUGUGGUAAUUGUGACAGCAGCUGUAGCACUUGCAGCAGCUCAGGAACAAAUAAUUGUUUAACUUGUGCAAAUUCUGCAAUAGCAAUUUCAUCGCCUCCAGGAAGUUGCAGCUGUGGAACAUCACAAUACAUGAUUUCUCAAAGCCCUUUAACAUGUGGGAAUUGCGACAGCAGCUGUAGCACUUGUAAUGGCUCAGGUGCAAAUAAUUGCUUGACUUGCGCAAAUUCUUCAAUUAUUUUAUCAGCCACACCAAGUUCUUGCAGUUGCAACUCUAACGAAUAUAUGUCCUCUUUAAACCCAAAAGCAUGUAGCUCCUGCUAUAGUUUAUGUGCUACAUGCUCUGGUGGAUCAUCUGGAGACUGUUUGACUUGCGCAAGUUCUUCAAUUAUUUUAUCAGUUACUCCAAGCUCUUGCAAUUGCAACUCUAACGAAUAUAUGUCCUGGGGUAACUCUAAACACUUUGAUAGCAAUAACUUUAGAUAUUUUUUCAUUAAAUCAACUUUUCAAAAUAAUUUUUUGCAUAAAAAAAAAAAAUGUAAAACGGCUCUCAAAAACCAGUCAUAUUUUUUUAUUCUAACUCUCUCCUUUAAAUUGGAACAAAAUAUGCUCUAAUUUAAAGGGAGUUUAAUUUUUUUUUGGAAAAUAAUUUUUCUAUUAAAAAAAUUAUUUUAAAAUCUUAAAAAAUAUAAAUUUUAAUUUAUUUUAUGAAAAAUUAAAACACUCAGUGUGAAAAUUGUUUACUUACUCUCCCCUACGCAAGUUAAAAAAAAAGAUUUUUCGCCCACGAAGGAGGGUUAAUUUUUUUUUAACAUUUAUAUAUAAAUUUUUUUUUAAUUUAAAAAAAACACAAUUCUCAAAAAUUGGAAAUUGAAUAUUAAUUUAAUUUGUAAAAUUUAUGUUUUAAAACAAACAGAAUUAGCUAGAAAUUUUAUUAUAUUAAUUAUCGUUUAUAUAUCCAGAAUGCUUUUUAUAAAAAAUUUUAAAUCCAAAAAUUUUUGUUCGCUCACAGAGGGUGGGUUUUUGGGGCAAAAAAUAGGGAUUUCCAAUGGUUUUGUUCAGUCAGGGAGGUAAGAGUUAAAAUUUUUACAUUAAGAUUAAUUCAAAAUUAAAUUUUUUAAAUUUUAAAAAACUAUAAAUUACACAAUAGUUUGAAAUUUAAUUUAUUUUUAUGAAGAAUUGAUUCAGUGUAAAAAUUGUUUAACUAAUAUUAUAUUUGCAUUUUGUCUAUAUUAAAUUAGUUUUGGGUACCAUUAAUUGUUUUUUAAAAAAUAUAAAUUAAACACAAUACUUUGAAUUUUAAUUUAUUUUUAAUAAGAUUUAAAAAAAUUAAUCUUCAGUGCCAAAAAUGUUUAAAUCAUGCCUUUUUUUGACUUAUACAAAAUAAUAAAGCAUGUGGCAUUGCUGCUAAUGUCUUUAUAAAUUUUUCAAUAAUUUUUUAGCAUAACCUUUGUCCUCUUUAAACCCAAAAACCUGCAGCUCCUGUGAUACUUCAUGCGGGACAUGCUCUGGAGGAUCAUCUACAGAUUGCUUGACUUGUGCGAAUUCUUCAAUUGUUUUAUCAUCUACACCAAGCUCUUGCACUUGCAAUUCCAAUGAAUAUAUGUCAGCACUAAGCCCAAAAACCUGCAGUUCUUGUCAUAGUUCUUGUGCUACUUGCUCUGGAGGGUCUUCCGCAGACUGUUUGACUUGCACAGAUAGUUCAGUCACUCCUGCUACAUCACCAGGAUCAUGCACUUGCGCAUCAAAUCAAUAUAAAUCUUCAAGCUCUCCAUUGGCGUGUACUAAUUGUGAUUCAUCAUGCAGCACUUGCGCUGGCUCCACAAUUAGCAGCUGCUAUACUUGCACAGAUUCCUCUAUAACUCCAGCAACAAGUCCAGGCGCUUGCUCAUGCUUAUCCUCCCAAUAUAUAAUCACAAGUAACCCUUUAUCUUGCGGAAGCUGCGAUUCUUCAUGUUUAACUUGUAAUGGAUCAUCCAGCAAUGACUGUCUAACGUGCUCAAAUACUUCAAUCGUGCUAUCAGUCACUCCAAGCUCAUGUAGUUGCAACUCGAAUGAAUAUAUGUCCUCGUUAAAUCCAAAAACCUGCAGCUCCUGUUACAGCACAUGUGCGACAUGUUCUGGAGGCUCAUCAUCAGAUUGUUUAACUUGCGUAGAUACCUCAAUCACACUAGCUGCAUCACCUGGAUCAUGCACAUGUGCAUCAAAUCAAUAUAAAACUGCUAAUUCUCCUCUAUCCUGCAGCAACUGUCAUUCCUCAUGCAGCACCUGUACUGGCUCUUCAAUUAGUGACUGCUAUACCUGCUCUUACUCCUCUAUAACUCCAGCAACAAGUCCAGGGUCUUGUUCAUGCUUAUCGAACCAAUAUAUAAUUACAAGUAGCCCUUUAUCUUGUGGAAACUGCGAUUCAUCUUGUGGCACCUGCAGUGGCUUAUCAAGUAAUGAUUGUCUGGCUUGCCCUAAUUCUUCAAUUGUUUUAUCACCUACACCAAACUCUUGCACUUGCAAUUCCAAUGAAUAUAUGUCAGCACUAAACCCAAAAACCUGCAAUUCUUGUCAUAGUUCUUGUGCUACUUGCUCUGGAGGAUCUCCUGCAGACUGUUUGACUUGCACAGAUACUUCAAUCACUCUUGCAACAUCACCAAGAUCAUGUACUUGUGCAUCAAAUCAAUAUAAAUCUUCAAGCUCUCCAUUGACUUGUAUUAAUUGUGAUUCAUCAUGCAGCACUUGCUCUGGGUAUGGCCCUUCUCAAUGCUUAACAUGUGCAAAUUCUGCAAUAACUCCAAGCACAACUCCUGGCUAUUGUAAAUGCAACACUUCUGAAUAUAUUAAAACAUAUUCCCCCCUUUCUUGCGGAGCAUGUGACUCUUCUUGUCACGAUUGUGCAGGAGGAUCUAGCAAUGAUUGCAUUACUUGCUCUAACUCUGAAAUCACGCUAUCAAAGACCCCAAGUUCUUGUUUUUGUGGAUCAUCCCAGUAUACUAUAUCAACAAGCCCUUUAUCUUGUGGAAAUUGUCAUAGUUCAUGUGCCACCUGCACUGGACCAAAUAAAACUCAAUGCUUAACAUGCUCAAAUUCAUCAAUAACACUAGCGAAUCCACCGGAAUCUUGUUCUUGUGAUGCAUCACAAUAUUUAAUUUCAAGCUCACCAUUAAGUUGCGGCAAUUGUUAUGCUGACUGCUAUACAUGCAUAGGAUCCAAUCCAAACCAAUGCACAUCAUGCACAAAUUCAUUAUUAACCCCAUCAUCAAGCCCUGGAUUUUGUUCUUGUCAAACCUCUGAAUAUAUUUUAUCAAAUUCUCCUCUUGAAUGUGGGCCUUGUCAUGAGAGUUGCAAAACCUGCUCAGGCCCUAAUUCUGGCAAUUGCUUAACCUGUAAUAAUUCUUCAAUAACCCUAGCUACUACACCUGGAUCAUGCACUUGCGGCGAAUCGCAGUAUUUUGUUUCAAAAUCUCCACUUGCCUGUGGAGAUUGUCAUGAAGACUGCCUUACAUGUACUGGAUCAGGCUCAAAUCAAUGUUUAUCAUGCAAAAACACUACAAUUACCCCAAGCUUGGAUGGACACUGCAAAUGCAAAUACAAUGAAUAUAUAAUUUCACUAUCGAGUUUGGAAUGUGGAUCUUGUGAUACAAGCUGCAUGGCAUGCAUAGGUCCAUCUGCAGAUCAAUGUUUGACCUGCAAAGAUUCUUCAAUAAAUUUGGCAACUCAACCUUCUAUAUGUAGCUCUGGGGAUAAAAAUAGCACUCAAAAUGGAGACGCAUUAAACACACUUGCUAAAAAUAGUGGAGGCUAUGUAUCUUCAGGCUUAAUUAUUGCUGGAUUUGCGAAAUCAGUUAUCACAGGAAGGACAGGGACGUUAUGAACUUAUGUAAAUAUUGUCCAGCUCCUAGCCUUUAUUCCUCUACAAAAUAUUGUAAUCCCUGAAAGUCUUUAUCACUUUUGAAAAGCAUUUUUGUCUUACACAAUUUUACCGAAUUUUGGCAAAAUUCUUUAUGGAGAAGACGGGGUUGAUGAGUCUCAAUUAUCAACACAUUGAUAUAAAUAUGGAUAUAAAGGCAGCUCGUUUUUGGUCAAUGGAGGAGGAAUGCUUUUUAUAGCUUUUAUUGUAUUUUUUUUAUGAGCAAUUGUGUAUUCGCUAACAUUUUAUCCGAAUGAAAAACUGCAAAAUAAAAUGAAAGUGAUAUUAGGAAAGUUUAAAUAUAAUGCUUUUAUUAGGUUGUGGUUAGAAAUAUAUAUUUUAUUGAUUACUGCGACUAUAAUUGGAAUCAAUAAUCUGCUAUUCGAAAGCUACGGUGCAGCUAUAGACUCACUUCUAUCACUGUUUUCAUUUAUUUUAAACGUAUUUGUUACGAUCAUUUUGCUUUCUAUUCUAUUUCUAUACAGAUUUAAAAUAUAUAGAAAAUCUAGAAAAAUUACAGCGAAAUACGGCUCAUUAUUUGAAGAGUUUAAAUCAUGCAAAAGCUAUGUUGAAAUACUUUAUUACCCAUUUUUCCUAUUUCGGAGGUUUAUUUUUGCAUUAAAUCUCUACAAUUCAUCUGGCUCUCCGAUAGUGCAAUGAUUAAUAAAUUUAUUACACUCUUCAUUGACAGUAUUAUUUUUGAUAAAGUAUUGGCACUUCAAAGAUAAAGAUAACCAUUUUUUGAAUGUGUCUGGAGAAAUGCUUGUCGCGGUAUCCUUUUUACUUACUGGCCCAUAUAUAUAUGAUAUUUCUUACACAAUGAAUUAUGGUAUCCAAGUCGCUGUUAUUGGUCUUACUUUUUUAUACUUGGUUACAAGCUAUUAUUUCUUACUUCCUUCUUUUGUAAGAAAUUAAACUAUAGAUUUGUUUGAAAAAAAAAUUUCUAAGAUCCUAUAAAUAAUUUACAGUCUAUAUUAGUUAAAAUACUCGCGAAUAAUUCAAUUUAAAUAUAACAGCAAUACUAACAAUAUUAAAUAUUUGGUUUGCAAUUUUUUCUAUCUUAAAUCAUAAUUUAAAAAAUUAUAAAUUUUUUAUUAUUAAUUGGAGCGAAGCUAAUUGCAAAAAUCUGUAGCUCUAUUAAGGCUAAAUUUGAAAAGAAAAAGAAUGCAGUAGCGCCAGAAUCAGUAGGCAUAAAUGAAAAUGCUUCUGAGGUUAAUGAAACUUCAUUAAGAAGACAACCAAUAUAUCUUUCAAAUCCUAUGUUCAACUCAAGCGAGACCAUAAUAACUGACAAAGUUAAUGAAAAAAAUUUGAUUUAA
Molecule: messenger RNA, 8800 nt
Organism: Blepharisma stoltei
Lineage: Eukaryota; Ciliophora; Heterotrichea; Heterotrichida; Blepharismidae
Source: the annotation of a GenBank genome assembly